This is a messenger RNA of Carassius auratus (goldfish), 1241 nucleotides long. Its product is annotated as R-spondin-1-like. The coding region runs from base 178 to 1122 and encodes 314 amino acids. The transcript has 5 exons. NCBI's taxonomy places the organism in Eukaryota, Metazoa, Chordata, Actinopteri, Cypriniformes, Cyprinidae. The record is from RefSeq and is a predicted model, not a curated record.
GCUGCGACCACCACGAGCUGCUUUCUCGUCUUGGUUUCGCCCCCGGCUUCAUGGGUUGAAGGGCAGGCUGCGUUGUCCACAAGAUCUCAUCUCUCAUCUCGCCCAGUUCUGUGCACCCGAAAUUCAUCAUUCUCAUCUUCAUCUUCUUCAGUGCUACGGUUUGUUCUCCGAACAUGUAUGGACUUGCAGCGGCAGAGGCCUCCAGCCAAGGGCGCCGCCACCGGCUGUAGUCGACUUCGUUCCACCUGCCACAGCGUGAAAGGGACCACCUCAGCUGUGAUCUGUCUGCCUGCAGACGGGACCCAGUUUGACUGGGCAGCAGGGACUAUGCAUUUGGGACUGGUGGCGAUGGUAGUUGUCUUCCUCAGCUCCAUGGGUCACGGCGAUAACCUCAAGGCCUCCAAAGCAAGAAGACAGAGACGAAUAAGCACUGAAGUACCACCAUCGUGCUCGACUGGCUGUGAACACUGCUCAGAGUUCAACGGCUGUCUUAAAUGUCGACCCCGGCUCUUCAUCCUACUGGAGCGGAAUGACAUCCGUCAGAUAGGCAUUUGCCUUGCUGCCUGUCCUGUUGGAUAUUACGGCAUUCGAAAUCGUGAUAUGAACAAAUGCACACAAUGUAAAAUAGAAAACUGUGAGGCUUGUUUUAGCCGAAACUUUUGCACAAAAUGUAAGGAGGGGCUGUACUCACACAGAGGGCGGUGUUUCACCAGCUGUCCUGAAGGAUUCACUGUCAACGGUACCAUGGAGUGUGUAGUCCAAUGUGAUCUAAGUGAAUGGAGUCCAUGGGGCCCUUGCAUGAAGAAGAACAAAACAUGUGGCUUUAAAAAGGGUAACCAGAGCCGUACCAGGGAGCCCUUACAGCUUCCAAAUCCUGGCACUUCCACAGGGGCUGCUUCGCCCUCGGGCUGCGUCCCAGAGACACAGAACCAAAGAUGUACCGUGCAGAAAAAGAUCCCUUGCAAAGGAGAAAAUAGGAAGAAUCCACAAAACCGUGAAGAAAAAAAAGGCAAGAACCGCGGACAAGAUUCCAAGGAAAGUGGCAAAGGGGGCAACAAGAAAAAAAAGACCCUGAACCAGUCCACCACUGUUCCCACCAUUACAACGAGCAUGGUAACCUAAUCUUAUGGUGGUGUCAGGUGGGCCUAAGAAAGGAGAAUGCCUGGUCCAUCUUCGUUUGCUGAAGACAAACACUUUUUGAUUGUGACAAUAUAAAAAUUAAAGCAAAAAAAAAAAAAAAA